AUGGGGGAAUACAUACUAGAGGAUGCUGCUCAUUUAAUAAUGGGGAAGAGUGAAAGGGAGAAAGCACGAGAUGUGGUUCCCAAUAUCAUCUUAAAGGUUGGCUUAAUCAACCUCUUCAAUGUUGGGUCCCAAGGAAGCACCACCAGAAGGAGGAGCUCCUCCACCAGGGAAGCCCCCAGGCAUUCCUCCAGGCAUGCCACCUGCACUCUGGUAGAGCUUGGUGAUGAUGGAACAGCUGGUGGAGUCAUGACAGUUCUCAUCAAGCGCAAUACCACCAUUCCUACCAAGCAGACCCAGACCUUCACUACCUACUCAGACAACCAGCCUGGCGUGCUCAUUCAGGUAUAUGAAGGUGAGCGAGCCAUGAUGAAGGAUAACAACCUGCUUGGCAAGUUUGAACUCACAGGCAUACCUCCCGCACCCCGUGGUGUUCCUCAGAUUGAAGUAACUUUUGAUAUUGAUGCCAAUGGCAUCCUCAAUGUUUCUGCAGUCGAUAAAAGUACAGGAAAAGAGAACAAGAUUACCAUCACUAAUGAUAAGGGCCGUUUGAGCAAGGAGGACAUAGAACGUAUGGUCCAGGAAGCAGAGAAGUACAAGGCUGAAGAUGAACUCCCAAUCCUGGUCCCACAAACUUGA
Octodon degus (degu) is the source of this 636-nucleotide messenger RNA. Its product is annotated as heat shock 70 kDa protein-like. Bases 1 to 636 code for a protein of 211 amino acids. Gene Ontology annotation, molecular function: heat shock protein binding; ATP-dependent protein folding chaperone; misfolded protein binding. The record is from RefSeq and is a predicted model, not a curated record. Gene Ontology annotation, cellular component: cytoplasm; nucleus; cytosol. Gene Ontology annotation, biological process: cellular response to unfolded protein; protein refolding; vesicle-mediated transport. The transcript is spliced from 2 exons. Lineage: Eukaryota; Metazoa; Chordata; Mammalia; Rodentia; Octodontidae.